Molecule: messenger RNA, 2062 nt
Organism: Capra hircus (goat)
Lineage: Eukaryota; Metazoa; Chordata; Mammalia; Artiodactyla; Bovidae
Product: MLV-related proviral Env polyprotein-like
Exons: 1
Coding region: 38-1012 (324 amino acids)
Source: RefSeq, a predicted model, not a curated record
CAGCUACUUCAGCAGAGCAGGAAGACACUAAAAAAGAAUGGGAAGCGUCUCUGCACCCGUCCAACCCCCUGAGGCUGAAGCUCCGGCAUCGUCAACAGGACCAAGGCAACUCGUCUGGACCAUCUUAUGGAUGACCAUGUUACUCUGCUCCGAAGCUGCCAGCGUGAACCCACACCAACCCGUCAAAAUCACCUGGAAACUGCAAAAUGGACUAACACUUGAGAUGCUUAACUCCACCACCGCAAUACAUCCACCAAAUACUUGGUGGCCAGACUUAUACUUUGACCUUAAGCCGGUGGUAAAUGUACCUUGGAAAAGGGGCUACCUCCGGAAUCAUGCAUUCUGGGCAUGUCCAGGUGCACCCAGGCACAACCGGAAGAUCUGUGAGGGGAUACAGGACUCUUAUUGUAAAUCUUGGGACUGCGUAACUUCUAAUGAUGGGUCGGAGACUCCAGGGUAUAGACAGUGGGAUGUAGGAAAUCGGGACUUGCUUAACUUCUCAUUUGUAGGACCCGUUCCUCCGUACUCCGAUUGGGAAAAGGAUCAUAACUUUGUCCAGGUAAAAAUAAGGUUUAACAUUGACAAAGCAAAAAAAGAGAAGGCCUGGGUCAACGGGAUAUCAUGGGGACUUCAGACCAGAAAUGACCUGACUACUUAUAAUGGGAUCAUUGUUGUGAGUCAAGUUUUAGAACCAGUACAAAUGUAUAGUAUCGGUCCAAACCCCAUUGAACAGGUCCAUGCAACUCUCUACCCAACAACCUCCCUACCUACACCCCAAGGACAAACAAAAGACCCAGAGACGGGCCCCCUUGCUAAACUUGGACAAACAGAUCUGCUAUGGAAAUUAGUAAAGGCAGCUUAUGCUACCUUAAAUCAAACCCAUUCUGAGGCAACUAAAUCCUGUUGGUUAUGUUACAACUUAAUUCCCCCUUAUUACGAGGCAGUAGGCCUCAAUGCCUCUUACGACCUGGCCAACGGCACCGAUCCUCCCCAAUGUCGAUGGGGAGAAUGAAAAGUAGGUCUUACAAUGAGAGAAGUGUGGGGAAAGGGACUAUGUAUGGGCAAAGUGCCGCCAGACAGAUCCUCAGUGUGUGCCCUUACUGUUGAACUCAUGAGUCUGCCUGUAGCCAGGUGGUCAGUUCCACAGAUGGGAGGAUGGUGGGUGUGCUAUCACACUGGGUUGACUCCCUGUGUACAUAGCUCCAUUUUUGAUCCUAAAAAAGAAUUUUGUGUUAUGGUGGCUGUGAUACCAAAGAUACUGUAUCGACCAGAAGAAGCUGUAUAUGAUUAUUGGGCCCACAAAUUGACUCUUAAUCAACAAGAAAGAGCUUAUAAAGUUAAGAGAGAGCCCAUUACUGCCAUAACCAUAGCAACUAUGUUCGGUCUGGGAAUAGCUGGGGCCGGAACUGGAAUAACAGCUUUGUCCAUGCAAAGUCAAGGAUUUAACUCUUUAAGAGCAGCCAUAGAUGAAGACAUCACUCGUAUAGAACGUCUAUUAGUCAUUUAGAGUCAUCUUUAACUUCCCUGUCUGAAGUAGUUUUGCAAAAUAGAAGAGGGCUAGAUCUGCUGUUUUUGCAACAGGGAGGACUUUGUGCUGCCCUAGGAGAAGAAUGUUGUUUUUAUGCAGACCAUACUGGAAUAGUUAGGGAAUCCAUGGCCAAAGUGAGAGAGGAGCCAGCCCAGCGUAAACGAGAGCGUGAGGCUCAGCAGGGAUGGUUUGAGUCCUGGUUUCAACAAUCCCCCUGGCUGACUACUUUAAUCUCUACCUUGCUAGGACCCCUGAUAAUCCUUCUAAUAAUGCUUACGUUCGGCCCUUGUAUUAUCAAUAGACUUGUAGCCUUUGUAAAAGAGCGCAUUAAUACAGUACAGCUGUUCGUGCUUCGGCAGCAAUAUCAAACGGUAUCUCAGGACCCAGAGGAGGAUUCCUCUGUAUGAUCUAAGAACAGGGGGGAAUGUUAGGCGGUCAUGUUAGGGUGGUCAGCUCAAUGAGGUGCAUAACAGUGCCAGGGACCUGAGUCAUGUUUCCUGUUUUCUUGAAGAACAUUCCUUAACCAAAUAAGGA